Anopheles cruzii is the source of this 1083-nucleotide messenger RNA. Its product is annotated as ketimine reductase mu-crystallin. The transcript is spliced from 3 exons. The coding region runs from base 1 to 1083 and encodes 360 amino acids. Gene Ontology annotation, cellular component: cytoplasm. Lineage: Eukaryota; Metazoa; Arthropoda; Insecta; Diptera; Culicidae. The record is from RefSeq and is a predicted model, not a curated record. Gene Ontology annotation, molecular function: hormone binding.
AUGAGCAAGAACAUUGCAACGAACGCCCGAUCGCGGCCAGUGUUUAUCGACGAAGAUCACGUGAAGCGGCUACUCGACUGGAACCAGGCGCGGCACGCGGUUGAAGCGGCUUUCGUCGCCGUGUCCAACCAGGCUCGGGAUGCGGCCACUCGAUCGGACGAUCAUCCUGUUAGCUCUCAACCGGCGCGCACUUUCGUUCAAGCGGACGGCGGAGUACUACUCUGUAUGCCUGCCUACGUUGGCCGCCAUUCGCUAGUGGCCGGAUCUGGAGAUCGUUACUCGACGCUUGCCUGUAAGCUGAUCACGAGCUUCCGCGGAAACGCUGCCGUCGGUCUACCGUCGAUCAAUGGGGAGGUUUUUCUGUUCAACAACACCACCGGCAAGCUUGACGCGAUCGUCGAGGCAAACUAUUUGACCGGCAUACGUACGGCCGCAGCGUCGCUGGUUGCAACCGAUCAUCUUUUCCUCCGACCAAGGCGCGAUCGCUCGAUCCAGCUCGGAAUUGUCGGGUGCGGAUUUCAGGGGACAAUGCACGCCGUUGGUUUCGUACGCACACAACCACUGGCCAGCAUACGUUCCGUUCGGUUGUGGAACCGUACGCCCGCUCGGGCCCACCAGCUGAAGGCCAUUCUGGAGGAGGAAGCGAAGAACGGAACGGAAAGCUCCGGCUUCUCGGUGAUCGUAUGCGAUACGGUGGAAGAUUGCUGCCGGGACUGUGAUGUGCUCGUGACAGCAACCGGCUCCGGGGAGCCGCUGGUCUACCGAAGGUUCCUGAAACCGACGGUUCACAUCAAUGCGAUCGGUGCCGGUGAGUAUCAUCAUGCGGAGCUGGCACAGGAUGUGUACGAUCAGUGCCGGGUUUACAUUGACCACUGGGACGGGGCCCGGAAGGAGUUGGCCAGCCUACGAUCGACCAUUGUCGGUGAAGUUGGUGAAGUGAUCUUGCGUGGACAGGCAGACACCAGUCUGCUACCGAAGGGCAGCGGAAUCAGUGUGUUUCAGUCGCUUGGAAUGGCCACCGAAGACGUUACCGUUGGAAGAUUGGUGUACGAAAAGUAUCUGCAGGAAACUGGCACACAAUGA